AUGUUUAUUUAAUAAAUAUUGUCUUAUUGUGGAGAAAUUAAAACAAAAAUGUUUUUUGCUUUUAUGAUCUAAGUUGUAUUUUGCUGCCAAAUUUAUGAAAAAGAGAGAAACCUCUUUCCAACAGAACAAGAAUAUUACAAUGUGUUUAUGAAUGAAUUAUUUAAAGGAGAAGACUUGAUUUUUGAAUGCAAGAAUUGUCCAGAAAAUGUCACCUUAUGGAAUGCAAUGAACCUUAUAGGAAAACCAUAUCAUACAAGUAAAAAUAAUAAUAACUAUAGGAUAUAUAUUUAGAUCAAUAGCAAAUAAUAAAUCUCAUUUUGUAGCACUUUCUGAUAAUAAUACUAUAAAUAUUUAUAAUUGGGAAGAUUAAUCUCUUAAAAUUGUGUAAAUAAUACAUAUAGAUUCAGAUUUAAAUUGUUUAAACAUAAUAUUUACAUUAAAUGAUGAAUUUUUUAUAGAUUGUUAUAUCAAUAAUAUAUUAUAGAUGUAUAACUUAGAAGGUUCGAAAUUAAAACUUGUUUAUUAGAGUAACUUACCUUUACCAUUAAAAACUAAUAGUUAUUCUUUUACAUCUUAUUCAAUUAAUUAUAUAAUUUAUGCAUAGUAUUAUGAAGAAUAUUAAAUCUUAACACUUUUAAAAUAGUAUAAUAAAACUGAAGAUCAAUCAUUUAUUAAUGUGACAACAUGGAUAUCAACGUUUUAAGAUGUUGAAAUUUCAAUUAAGGGAAUUGAAGUUAAUACAUUUUAUGUUUUGAAUAAUCCUGUGAUCUUAUUGCUCUAAAUUACAGAGGAUGAGAAAUUCUCAGUAUGGAACUUUUUUAUUAUAAAUCCUCCAUCUUAUUAAAUGACCAUAUUUUAAUCAAUAAAUAAAUAUUCUGAAUGUGAUUAAUUAUUUUUAAAGAGUGAUUUUUCUAUUUAUUCCCUUUUAGUUUGUGAGGAUUAACUUGAUUAAGAAUUAUAUUAAUAAAGUUUGAUGUAUUACAAUAUAGUAGAAAAUGCAGAAAUUAUAUAAUUUUAUGUAAAUGACUUAUUUCUAAUUUUAUAAACAAAUAAUUCAUUAAUGAUAAUCUCAUUAGAAACAAAGACAUUAUUAAGAUAAACUAGUAAGGAAUAGAUUUAAAAUUUUACAAAUAGUUAAAUAUAUUUCAAUUAAUAAAACAAUUAAUUAUUCAUAUUUAAUCAAUAUACUUUUGUCUAUUAAAUAGAAAUACCUAGAUUAAGUGGAUAUUAUUCGAUUAUUGAUUCCAAAAAAAAAAAGGAUGAAAUUUAUAUAUUUGCCAUUAAUAACUUUGGAAUUAAUAUUUGUUAUGUAAAAUUACAAAUUAAAACAUUAAAUUUGAAUGAUUAAGGUAUUUAUUAAUUAUAUGAGAAUUAAAUUCAAAAUUAUUACACAUUAUAAUAGAAAAAAUUUGUAUAAUAAAUCAAAAAUAUUAAUGGACCUUUGCUUGAAAUUUAAAAUAACUAAAAUAAUUAGAGUUUAGGAACUUUCAAAAAUAUUACAUUCUCUAAAAUUUAUGAUUUUAAUUAAGAAUUUUAGAAGAUGUAAAUAAUUAACAUUCAAACUACAUAUAUGGUGGGUAUAUAGAAUAAAUCUAUGACAAUGUAUUCAUUUUAAUUGGGUGGUUUAAUAUUUUCUAAUUCUACAAUAGAUUUAGAUAUUGAAAACUAUCAUAUAUUGAGAGAUUUACAAUUAGCAUAUUAAUUUUAAGGAUAAUAAGUUGUACUUAUUAUUGGUAUUAAUUUUGACUAAAAUUUAUUACUUUUUUACUUUGCUACAUAAUAAGUGGAUAAUGUCACUAUUUUAUCAAAUACAACUGUCUAAACUCUACAUUUCAAUCAAUUUUUAUUAACUUUUAAUUGUUAUAUUUUAAUGCUUGAUAAUUCAAUCCUAUUAUAUUCAUUUGAUAAUGUUAAAUAAUUUAAAGUAGAUUAAUAGACAAUACAAAAUUAUCUAGGAGUAUAUGUUGAUUUUAAUCCUUCUGGUAUGACUCUUAAUCAAUAACAUUAAUCUUCAGUUGUAUUUGUUAUUAAUUAAUAUAAUUUCAUAAUAUUUGUAAUAGAUUUUACUCUUAAAAUGAUACCAUAUGGCAUUUAUUAUGUGGAUUAUAUAAUUUAAUAAAUUAAUAUAGUAAAUUAGAAAUUAAUAUUAUCUUAUAAAUGUAAUCAAGGAUUUUGUUUUGAUGUUUGGAAUAUCUAGAAUUUAAUUAAACCAUUCUAUGAAAAAUAAUUAAUGAGUGUAUCUUAAUAGAAAGACAUUAAUUUUUAUUCUGAUAAUUUAUUUUAUUAUGUUCAAAUAGAUAAAAAUUAAACUUUAGUCUAUAAUCCAAUGAUGUCAUAUCAUCAAUCCUUAUUUACAUCUAUAUAAUUUAAUGGAUCCUAUUUUUCUAGUACAGCAGUAGAUGGCUUAUCAGUUUUAGCUUUUGGUAAUGUACUCUAUUCACUUUUACCAUUUUUCACAUUUGAAUUCGUUAGAAAUGAUGAUUACUAAACUUUUGAAUAUCUUCCUAAUACUAUCUAUAAUUUUACAAUUAGAUCCAAAUUAAAUGGAGAUAAUGCAUCAUACAUUACAAAUAAUUAGAGUCUUUCAAUUCUUAAUCCUUAAUUAAAUAUAUAUAUAUAAAAUAUUAGUAUAACUAUUAAAGAUGGAUCUGAUUUGAAAUAUAUUUAUACUUUUAAUAAUGUAUCAACAAUUGGUUAAAUUUUAUAUUAUGAAUUAUAACCUGAAGAUGAUAAACAUCAAAUAUGUAUAAAGAAUAUAUAAAGUCCUGUUCAAUUAUAAAAUUCAAUUUAGAAUAAUUAAUAAUUUAAUAUUGUAACUGCAGUUAAUAAUUUAUUUGUACUCCAAAAUUAUGAAUAACUUAUGGUUUUUAAUACAAAUGUUGUAUUAUUUUUAAAUUAAACUCAAAGCUGCUUUUAAUCUUAUGCUAACAAUGAUACACUCUAUUCAUUUUGUUAAAAUUCAACUAAUUAUUACAUAAUAAGCUUUUAAAUUAGUAAUAGUUCUAUUAUUCAAAAUGAUUAAAUUCUAUAUUUACCUUCUGAAGAAAUGUAUUUGUCAGAAAGUCCUUUUUUAAUUAUUUCUGAUGGGAUCAUUUUCUUAACAACUGACUUAUAAUUAUGCUAUUAUAAUUUUUAAUCAUAAUAAACUGUCAAUAUAACAUAAUGUAAUACAGUCGGCUUUUAAUCGAUAGUAAUUAAAAAUGCUUAGCAUUAUCAGUUGAUAGUGGUAUUUUAUCUUUGUUAAGAUAAUUAAAAUACUUUAAAUUAUAUUAUUGGCAAUUACAGUAAGAUUAACUCAAUAAUUGAAUUUUAGAACAAAUUCAGUACCCUCGAUAUUUUGAAUUUAUAUUUCAAAAAUAUCAAUAAUUUGUAUAUUUAAUAUUUCUUAAUUAUCAAAGUAGAAUUCAAAGAAAUAAUAAUGUCAAUAACUACUAAUGAAUAAUUAGGUUUUCUUAUCUUAUUAAAUAUCAAUUAUGGUAUCCAUGAUAAAUCAAAGAUUGAAAUCAAAUUUUAAGAUAUAAUUUCUACUAUUGCUCCUUAUAAUUCAGCAGAUUUUUAAAUGGUAUCUUCCCCAAAAGUUUAAGGAUCAACUUUGGUCAUUGCUUUUACAAAUAGAAAGGUUGAAAAUGAAAUUUUAUUGUUAGUUUAUGAUUUAACAGAUAUAUCAUAAUAUAGUAGAUCAACUCCAAUUAGAGUAUAAGGAGGAUACACAAUUCCAUAAAUACAAAGUGAUUUCUUAGUGUCUUAUUAAUUAUUUACUGAAAAUAGGAGUAAAGGUAAUAUCUUGGUUCUAACUUCAUCCUAUAUUUAUUAUCUUAAUUUUAGUACUUUUACUUUUUUUUUGGAUAUGCCAUUAUACUCUAAUGAUAAAAAUAUUACAUUUCGAUUAACAGGAGGAAAUACAUAUUUUACUACAAUAUCUUUAAUUGAAUUCUAGUAUGAAACAUAAAAAGGUUGGUUCUAUGGUUUAAGUACAAUUAUUGCUUCAAUUUUGAUUAUUUCAUUAAUAUAUUGUUGGUAAAGAAGAAAAGCACAAACUGAUUUUGAUUUAAAUAAUGAUGAAUGGAUAGAUUUUUGA
Messenger RNA from Paramecium pentaurelia, 4078 nucleotides. Lineage: Eukaryota; Ciliophora; Oligohymenophorea; Peniculida; Parameciidae. The record is from the annotation of a GenBank genome assembly.